GGUGAGGCAGGACAAGGAUCUGUAACUGAUAGGCUACAGAAAAUAUUCUUCAACGAAGAUGUAAGACAGCUUAAGAAGUCAUAGGGUGCCACCUUAGAUGAUGUAAUAUUACUACAGUCUCAUUUUAAAAUGAUCUACAAGAACAUUUCAGCUAUUCCAUAUCUCCAACUGGAGCCUCUAAGGAGUAUUUUGUAAACUAUCUUCACUUUGCUGCUGGAUGGCUGACUGAACUGUGGAGGAUUUUUUGGUAUACAUCCAAUCUCUUUGUCAACUGCCUUCAGCAAAAUUCUGUUCAUCAUCCCUCCAUCACCAGAACAGGCCCUCUGAAUUGGGCCCUUUCACCCAGGACAGAGUGUGAUCUGCUGGGAUGGCAGAGGCCUGCCCCCAGGUGUUUGUGGUGGACAGUCAGGCCAACUACGCUGCUCUGCCCAGUGGGAAGAACGCGAAGGGGCUGAGAGUUAGCCAAAGGGUCCUGCUCUUUCUGGUGGGACUGGCUCUAUUUGGACUUGUUGUCGAGGCAUGCUUCAUCUUCUACAUGUAUCGCAAAAUAGAGUCCUCCUCUCUCUGCCACAACGUCUCCAACACCAAACCAUCUCCCCAGCUGGGCGGUACCUUGCAGAGUCGGAUAGGACCUAAUGAAAGCAAUGAGAUUCCACCAUUGCCCACAGGGCGAACAUUACCAGCAGAGCCCCAACGGAGGCCGUCUGCACACCUGAUGGGUUCCAAAAAUCCUGUAAACAAAAACAUAGUGCAGUGGACAGAUGCCGAUGGUGACGCCUUCACCUACCGCAUGGAGUACAACGGCAGCCACUUGGUGGUCCAGGAGGAUGGGUACUACUACCUCUACUCCAAAGUGUACUUUGCUGCAGAGGAAUGUUCGGCCAUCAAGCACAAGGUCAUGAAACACACAGAAGCCUAUGACGAAUCCAUGGAACUUAUGAAAUCAAACAGGCUCCACUGCCAUAGCCCGAGAGCUCAGAUGUCCCAGAAGCCAGUGGAGGAUCUGUGGAACAGUUUCCUUGGUGGGAUUUUUCACCUGCAACCUGGAGAUAAGAUUUUUGUGACACUGGAGGAUGGAAAGACAAUGCGUCCUGGAAGUGCGGAAAACUUCAUGGGGGCAUUUAUGAUCUAGUAUAUUUUAUUAUGGGUUUUUUUUGCAAGUGUAUAGCUAUUUUAUUCUUUUUGCUUGAAGAGAUUGUCAUAGCCAGUACUUGUAUUUAUUGGUUGGCAUUUACCACUGAGUUUAAUUGGCCUUAAUGAUCCAGCAGUAGUAGGGACUACCUCUGUCCUUGUCUUUUGUUAAACUCUGUGUCUGCUAAUCUAAACCAGGUGUCAAAAUAGAAUCUAUAUCUAUAGUAAUGUAACUAUAACAUCCAAUUAAAGCCACAUGACUCAAUGUAUUCAAACCACUUAUGAAAAAGCAACACAUAGUUGUUUCAUUGUAAAAUGUAUCUGAUAU
This is a messenger RNA of Myripristis murdjan (pinecone soldierfish), 1459 nucleotides long. RefSeq names its product tumor necrosis factor ligand superfamily member 14-like. The record is from RefSeq and is a predicted model, not a curated record. The transcript is spliced from 7 exons. Bases 368 to 1132 code for a protein of 254 amino acids. Gene Ontology annotation, molecular function: tumor necrosis factor receptor binding. Gene Ontology annotation, cellular component: membrane. Lineage: Eukaryota; Metazoa; Chordata; Actinopteri; Holocentriformes; Holocentridae. Gene Ontology annotation, biological process: immune response.